Molecule: messenger RNA, 1642 nt
Organism: Didymodactylos carnosus
Lineage: Eukaryota; Metazoa; Rotifera; Eurotatoria; Philodinida; Philodinidae
Source: the annotation of a GenBank genome assembly
AUGUUAAACGAUCUCAAUGCUGAUGAACAACGAAAUCUCGUCUUUCAAUUACAUGUACCCAAAGCUGAAGAUGAACGGCCUGUAGAGAUGGCUAGCCAAGAACCGAUGUCACGGAAUCAAGCUCAAGAGGAUCAACAAUCUACCGAGAAUCAUGUCAUUGGUAAGUUCGAAGGAAAAUCGUCAUUUUUCUUUUGCUUUACUUUGACCAAAAUUUGAUGAUCAACUCUCAGAAUAGAAUCACAACAUUCAGGAGAACUUUUGAAUACGUGAUCGUCGUUCACAGCUAUGUGAGACAGUUGAACAAUUGUUCAGAAUUCGAAAGUAAAAUAGUAGGGUUUGUAAAUUCUCAAGCAUUCCUAGAAGGAUGUGGAACAAGAACUUCCAUUCGGAUAUCCUAUUCUAUUCAGUCUUCAAUAGUGAAUACAAAUUCUGGCAUUAGAUUUGAUUAUGAGUGAAGAUAACCGAAACCAUUUCCCAACAGCCUACAAAUUGCUGUUCUCUUCAAAGUAAAGUGAAAUAAAGUCCCCACUAAUAUGCUGACCCGUUCGGUUAUGUAGAUCUACGUAUCAUGAGCCUGAUUUUUGUGAAAAUGCUCUCAGUUGAUCUUGUGGCGGCUCGUUUUUCAUGAGAAAAGGUAAAAUGAAAAAGUGAAACUUUGGUGAUAAAUUGACUCAAAUGAUUGAUUGAUAUAAUCGAAAUAAGAUAUUAACUUAAUAUUAUUUACAUGUGAUUAGGUCACGUAUCAAUCGAAUACAUGGAGCCUAAUAGUGGUCGCAUCUAAUCACUGUGCCUGUUUCCUUCCAACUCAUUCGAGCCUCUCAUCUGUCAUCCGAUCAUCUUAAAGUCAACUACAAGCUCGAUACUCAACGGAACCGAGUGGAAACCGCUCUCGUACUCAAACAAGCUAUGGACGAAGUUGACUAUAGUCAAUCGCUUUCUCUUCUCAAAGCUCAAGUGGAAAGGAUCAAGGCUAGUGUAUCUGCUCAAGAUCCAUUCUGUCAGCAGCUGAUCAAGGAUCUAGAGUAUAGCUUUCCAUCAGAACAGGAAUAUCGUUCGUCGCGUAGUAAUGCUUACAGGCAACACGAAACGGAACGUGGCACGUACACCACAACGUCCACCACCAGUGUGCAACUAUAUAUGACUCCGCAACAAAAAUCUCAGGUCGCUCACUCCAUGAAUAAAUACACUUAGAAAUGGCAACGAAAUAUUAUUAAUACCCUGGAUUUUCUCAUUCUUGUUUAAAUAAAGAACUGACCUUUCAGGCCAUUUUACGUACAUAAACCAACGAUAUGUCAUCUUCUAAUCACACUUAGUUCUGAACAGAUUUCAAAGAGAGCUCGAAAAGUAUUGUUCCGUUUAUAUAACAGAAUGAGUACCCUGUCUGAAUCAACGCUAACUGCGAAGAAUCGAUACCAAGGGAGAACCAUCGUACUUCGCAGUACUUCUGAAAGCACAUAGCUAAGCAGUCUCGGAUAAUAUUGAACAACCAGUUGCGCGUAGAUCUGCUGGAAUGAUAGGAUGCGAUCUCUAAGUCUCUUGAUUUUCUUCUCUUUGCUCAUUCCAUUUGAUCCAACGGAAAGAGCGUCGGUUAUCGUUCCGUUUCUGGAACUGAGCAGUCUUCUGUUGUCUUCGAACAUUCGAA